UCCCUCGACAAAGUGAAGAGUUUGGGGCGCAAAGCGGAUAAUUUUUUCCAAUUUAUUGAUUUUUGGAACACGCCGUUGGCUCCCCACGCACCCCCCCCCCAUCCCAGGAGCCUCGUGUUGUGUGUUUUUUUUUUUUAAAGCUUUACUUUUAAAAUACUAACUUGAUGAGCGCGAGGUCCACCCCCCACCACCAGGAGCAGCAGCACCUCCGCGGAUUCUAACACCUCGCCCGGAUUUGGAUUUGACAACACCAUGAACUUUAUUGACAGUUUGACACUAUUAUUUCUGACGCUGUCGGCUGUCAAGAGUGCCCAAUUACCGAGGGAAACGCAGCGAGGCCCACAUGACGUGAUCCCUUUGAUCGAGGUGUUCAACAAGAGCUGGUGUAAGCCUCGGGAAAUGCUGGUGGAGAUCCUGCAGGAGUACCCCGAGGAGGUGGAGCACAUCUUCGUGCCGUCCUGCGUGGUGUUGACGCGCUGCGCCGGCUGCUGCAACGAUGAGGCGCAGCAGUGCAUCCCCACGGCCAGUCACAACGUGACCAUGGAGAUCAAAAGAAUAGCAAUUCAAAAGCAGCAAAAUGACAUCUUCAUGAGUUUCACAGAACACAGCGCAUGUGAGUGUAGGUUAAAGAAAGAAGUAAAAGAGCAGAGAGAAAACGUUUGCAAGCCGUGCUCGGAGAAAAGGAAGCAUUUGUACUUGCAGGACCCUCAAACCUGCCGCUGCUCCUGCAAACACACCAACGAGUUCUGUCAAGACCGCCAACAAGAGCUCAACGAGAGGACCUGCAGAUGUGACAAGCCCAGAAGAUGAGGGAGGAGCAACACCAUGCACAUACAAGAUGAAGGAAUACUCCGUUCUAUUAUCGAAAAGUAAUACAACGGAUAUUUCACAGCACAGCACUUUGACGUUUUUUGGUUUUUUUUUUUUUUUUGACCCGUAAGCUCUUCUUUUCUGUGGAAAGCAUUCCGCUCUGGACCGCCAGAGAGGGGAUGGACUGUUGCCUCCCGCUGUACAUCGACAGUAUGUAUCCGCGUGCGUGUGAGUUGAAUGUGUAGACCAGCAUACUACACAACUGUUUGCUGCUACGAAAGAAAAAACACAACAAACACACACACAAAAAAAAAAAAAAACCCCACAAAAAAAAAAAAGAAAAUCAAAACUAAAACAAUGCAUCGUUUGACGGAAGCGCCUUCUAAACGCCUUGUUGCUUUUUACUUCACUGGAUGCGAGUCUACUGUGCCGGUGCGCAAAAAGCUUGGAGAUUUAAGACUGCUUUAAGACGACAGAGGUGAGGAGGAAGAGUUGUCUGGCACGGAUUCCCACCCGGAUGUCUACUUUUAACUGGCACAGCGGGUGGGAAAUCUUCCUACAGUUUGGCUGCUUUUUCCUCCGAGGACAUUUUCAGCACACGACACAAGGAGUGCCUUUAAUGGGAUACCGCUAGCCAACGUGCUAUUAUAGCUGGCGUGAACGAAAACCACUGAACGAAAACUCUACUGUAGUUUGAUUCCAUCGGGAAAACCAGUGCCUCGCUUAAAAAAAAAAUAAAAAAAAUAAGGACUAAGAAAAGUGCUUUAUAAAUUAUUGUUCAUUUUCCAGGAAAAUGGGGAUUUAACACAGUAGUGCUUCAUUUACACGUCCUCUCUUGACUUGUAUAUAGCUAAUAUUAUCUCUUCAUGCCAUAGUCCAUUUUAGAUAAUUUAUAAUGUCAUAGAGUAUUUUUCAGUAUUCAUUUUGUUGCCCAUAUUUAAUGUGGUCUAUUUAUAUAUGCAGUGUUGUGUUCCAUCUCUCCCAGUGACUGUCCCAUUCAGCAUGGAUUCUCUGUGCUUUUAUUUUUUUGGUUUUUUUUUUUUUUACAUAUAUAACUAAAAAAAAAAAAAAACACCAACCAAAAAAAAAAAAAAAAAAUCAGCUAUUUACUAACAUUCCCAAAAAAUGGUUCCUGUGUAGCGAGGACACCUCCAGAAUUAUUAAGCCGCAUGCAAUGAACUUGUAGCAUGUGUAGAAAUGUUUAUAGGAAGUAGCACAUGCUUUUUGUCUGCAACAUGCAAAUUUAAACAAACAAAAAAAAAAACUACUGCUACAAACACCACCAUUACUACUACUACUACUACUACUACUACUACUACUACUACUACUUCCACCAACCAACGACACGUGUUCGGAAAAAAUUAAACCGCCUCUGCCAUCAGUCUUAGAAACCUGAUUCAUUAGCUCCUUUUUGUUGUUGUUGUUCCAUGACUCAUAAUCUGUUUUUAUGUGUCCGUGUAAAACAGUAAAAAAACGUAUUUAUUUUCAAAUUAUAUUCUUUUUAUAUAAAAUACAGAAAAUGUUCCUGUGUUGUGUUUUCCGGCCAAUGUCUACCCAUUCUCUUCGUCUGUGAUGAUAUUAUGACCGAUGGGAUCAGUCAAAAGAGUGCGGGUGUCAAACCCAAGGCCCGGGGGCCAGAUCCGGCCCGCCACGGGAUUUUAUGUGGCUCGCGAAGCCAAAUCUAGUGUCAAUUUCAAUUAUUCUUGCAAAAAUUUGUACAGAAAAUUUCAAAUUGUCAUCCAUCAUAAAUGACCAAGUUAUGAUAUUACAAGCAUUUUUGUGUUGCUAAAUAUGAAUAGUUGAAAAACACAUUACCCUGGAUUUCUGAUUCCAAAAGUAGACGAUUGAAUUUGAUUUGUAUGGUUUCAGAGUCAUGACGGCCCUCUGAGGGGAAACCGGAACCGCGAUGUGGCCCGCGAGAAAAAUGAGUUUGACACCCCUGCAAUUCCAGACUGAAAUGUAAUCAGAAAUGCUGCAUCUCUCAACGUGGUGACUAACUGGUUUGCGACAAUUUAUUAAAACAUUUAUGGCACACAGCGUAGUUUAUAAACAGACCCGGGGUUGUUAACAACUGUGUGUGUGGGUUUUUUUUUUUUUUUAAAAGAAGUGGUUGAACAACUGCUUGCUUGAAAUGGGAUCGGGUACUACCGGAGAGGAGUGAAGAACUGAACGACGAGUCAUAGGCUAGCGAAUGGAUUUUUUUUAUUUUUUUUUUUUAAAUGACGGAGCAGCUGUCGCUCAUGGCUUGCCAAUAACAUCUGGUCCCCGGUGUCAAACAUCUUACGUAAGGACGUCACAUGAGCAGGUUAUCCGAAAGGUUUGAGACAUUAACACAAUUUAGCGUCACUUCUCUUAAACAGCCCGCCGGUGUGAGGUCCAAAAGGUCCUCAGACUCGAAUACAGCAUCAAUAAUAAAACGACAAAUUGCUGCUGACAUCAAAAGCUUC
Molecule: messenger RNA, 3257 nt
Organism: Syngnathoides biaculeatus (alligator pipefish)
Lineage: Eukaryota; Metazoa; Chordata; Actinopteri; Syngnathiformes; Syngnathidae
Gene: vegfab
Product: vascular endothelial growth factor Ab
Exons: 7
Coding region: 253-810 (185 amino acids)
Biological process (GO): positive regulation of protein phosphorylation; positive regulation of angiogenesis; induction of positive chemotaxis
Cellular component (GO): membrane
Molecular function (GO): vascular endothelial growth factor receptor 1 binding; heparin binding; chemoattractant activity
Source: RefSeq, a predicted model, not a curated record